Messenger RNA from Blepharisma stoltei, 20998 nucleotides. Lineage: Eukaryota; Ciliophora; Heterotrichea; Heterotrichida; Blepharismidae. The record is from the annotation of a GenBank genome assembly.
AUGGAGUCUGAUUUAACACCACGCGCAAAAGAAGAACACGAGCACAAAGCCUACUCUAAGCUUCUUGAAUUUGAAAUCAAAGAAUGAGAACAAGAAAAACUUCGCGAAAAGCUUGGCAAGCCAUUUGGCCGCUUACCUCCUUUUAAACUUGACAUAUUAUCUCGGGAAUCUCCGACAUUUCUCCGUCCUGAUUCUAAUAGAGCUUUUUCUACAGAUAAACUUCUCAUCCAAGAAGGCUCAUCUACGGCACGUUAUGGACAUAUACUUAUUUACCAAGAAUAGCCCACUAAGGAGCAUUUUUUGGUUGGCCGGACAAUAGCUGGCCUACCAAAUUCGUUAGCAUGCCAUAUUUUCUGGCUAACCAAUUUAAAAAUGGAAAACCAAAAAAUGCUCCUUAGAGGGCUAUUCUUGGCAAACAGGUAUACUUAUAAAGCUCCUAAAGGACUUCCUCCAUUAUCCCGAGAUAAAUCUGCAACAAUAAUUCCUAAUUUUCAGCUGACUUUUGACAAGUUUUACCCCGUUUUAGAAGCUGUAAAAACAAUAGGUCCAGACAAAAAAUUAUCACUCCCUCCUUCGAAAAGAAACAGAUUAGGCGACGAUAGCCCAUUUUUCAGCCAAACUCCGAAAGAAAUUGAAAAAAUCCCAGAAUCAGAGCAGUUUCAAUUUGGAGUGCCAAGUGAUAAAAAUGUGUUAGAAUUCAACCCAUUUGUGAGGCCUUCAGGCAAAAAUUAUAUAUCCAUUUGCAGUUAAUAAUACGUUUUAUUAUAAUUUUUAACUUUAAUCAGUAACAAUAUUCUUAUUGUGAACGAGGAUAUUUCUUUCCUUUACUUUUCUAUUAGUUAUUGAGAAAAAUGAUUAGAAAAAUUCCUAUUUUUUGGACUUUUGGCUAGCAAGGAAGCUUUAAAAUCAUAUUUUUUUUACAAAUAAUAAUUUGAUAUAUAAUCAAAGGCCAUACUAAUGUGAUUCAACUAAAUUCUAUUAAAUUUAAACAUCUCGAAUCCUAAGACAUUAAUUUUACAAACUAAAUUAGAUUCUCCACGACAAAAAUCUUGAUUGUGUUCGAAAGAUAUUUUUAUAUAUAAUGUUAAAAAAAGGUUUCUUGUUAGUUAACAAAGAGGAAAAGUUAGAAAUGUUUAUUUGUGAAGACUUGAAAUUUGAAGAAAUGGAUUAUCCACAAGAUGGGUUUUCGAGAUGGAGGACUAAAGAAGGCCAAACAGUCUGAAACGAAUGCGUAGUGAUUAGUUAUAACCAGCUCGCACACAAGUUUGCAAUACAAUGGAAAGAUAAAGAAGGAAUUAAAGAAGUGCCAAGGAUGAAUCUAAUGUUUGCAUGGGAAAAUAAAGAAGAGUUUUUUAAGAAGCUCAAAGAAGCUGAAAACGCGAGGGUUGAGCAUGAGGCUGGGGUGAGAUAUCUGGGGAGACUAGAAAUAGAAACAAACUACGAAAUCACCAAUCAAAGAAUUAAGCUGCCACUUAAAAGAGAAAAAAAAAUCCUCAAAAGAGUCGGAAAAGUUAGUAAUCCAGUCGUAUUAGAUGACAUUAUGAACGAAAUAAGAGAGCAUUAUGUCAGAGGAAUUGUGCAGUAUUCCUUUGACCUCGAACAUUUUGCAAAAGAAAUGAAAAGGUCAGAAAAACCUUGGCUCGAUCACUUAAAACGGCAAGAAAACGUCCAUGAUAUGGUAAUUUCUGAAACAAACUACAGCAGAGACCAUAUCUACGAAACUCAAGAAAAAUUGCUAAAACUAACUCCCCCCCCCCCUCCGUGAGCGAACAAAACCAUUAGAAAAAUCGCCAUUUUUUGACCAAAAACCCACCCUCCGUGAGUGAACAAAAAUUUUUUUAAUAGAAAAAAUUUUAAUGGAAAAAAAUUUUGAUAUAUAAGUGAUAAUUAGUAUAAUGAAAUCUAGAGCUAAUUCUGUUUAAUUUUAAACAAAUUGCGUUUUAAAAACAUAAAUUUUGCAAAUUAAAUUAAUAUUUGCUUCCCAAUUUUUGCAAAUUAGGAUUUUUUUAAAUUUCGAAAAAAAAUAUUUUUUAUAAAAUUUAUAUAUAAAUUUUUUUUAAAAAAAAAAAUUAACCCCCCUCCGUGAGCGAACAAAAUUUUUUUGUUCGCUCACGGAGGGGGGGGGGGGGGAGUAAGCGAAAUCUCACCUGAGGAACAAAAAAUUUUACUGAAAAUAAUUGGAGACAUGAACACUAUUAAAUAUAUGAAAUUUUACCAUUAUUUAAUAGAAAUUGACGCAAAUGAGAGGAUUCUCCCGAUAAGUGACUUGGAGUACCAAAUGAAAGAAGGGUACAAAGAAGUGAGAAUAAAGAUAGACGCAAUAGCCAAAAGAGCACAAACAAAGCUGGAGCACUUUGAUGAUAUGCCAGAAAAAAAUUAUUUGCUUGCAGAAAUGCUGCUGGAAAGCAAUUUGCAGGUCGCGGUGUCUGACUCAAUUGACCAGCUGAUGGAUUAUUUUAAAAAAUAUUAUACAACGGUGCCGCUUAAUACUGCUGGGCUUGAUAUUCUUUCUUUACUGCCAGAGCGUGUUUAUAGGAUUCGAGUUGAAGCAAGAGACAAGCUUAACCUUUAUACAGCCCCUGUCCUAAAAUUUUUUGAGUAUGAUGAUCCUAUAAUACAUUCUAUCAAUCUUGCAAGAUGCUGCAUUAAAAAAUUACAAGAAAGUUUAUACUCAAAUGACGGCGAAUUUUUUUCGUCUGAUAUAAAGCCGCUAGUUUCAAUAGAAAUUUUAUCAAAAAGUAUACUAAUAAGGAUUUUAUAAGAAUUUUUAUUAUUUGUAUAUAAGGAUACACAGUCGUAAAGGAUACAUUACAAAAAAUAAAAAAAGGCCAAGGGCUGAAGCUUUAUAAUAUAGAAUUUCAGCACAAAACUCGUGACGAAACUUUCCAUCGCCGAAGCAAAAGAGUGAAUACACAGUUGUCCUCACAAAAUAUCAAAAGAGACUCCAUGCACGACCCUGUCAGAAAUUUGCUAGCAAGUGAUGAAGAAUGUAAAAUAGACCCUGAUUAUAUAUUUGAGACCAAAGGCAAGCCCAGCUCUUUAAUGAAUAAUGAGCUCUGCUGGCUAAAAGUUGAUUGUAAAUCAUUUAAUAUGGUUUUCAGCCCAAGUCUAGAAUUUAUUGAAGAAGCUUUUAAAGACAUCGUCAAAGUCCCGCUGCGAGCUAUUUCUACAAUUAGAAGAAUUAAAAGAAAUAGGGCCUGAAAUGACCAUAUUUCAGUAAAUAACGCAAAUUCUGAAUACUCCAGGUUUAUGUCUAUGGCAAGGGAAGCUUUGCAUUACAAUUUUUAUGGCCCGGUUUCGCUGUUGGCAAUAUUAAGAAGCUAUGACUAUUUGGUGAAAAUGAAGGUAAAUCAGCUGUUUAAGUUUAUAGUGCAAGAACAUAUUGAUGAUUAUGCAGGGCUGCGCAAUGAAAUGAUUAGGCUGAAUGAUGAUAUCGAUUUCUUUGAAAAUAAGCUACCUACUGUGAUGAAAUUUGGAUUAUUACAAGUAGAUUUACGAUUAAUAAAAAGUGAACUUUUACAUAACUCCCAAGAACUGCUAAAAAAUCUAAAGCUGGAGCUAGAAGAUGAACAAAUUGGGAUCUUAAAUGAAGCCUACGAAAAGCUUGACGCCAUUGUAGCGAAACUCCACUGCCAGCCUAAAACAGUUGAAGAGUUCGUAGAAAUGCAAAAAUAUUUAGAAGACAAUGGAGACCUCAAAGAAUUCCAAAGAGUCGAAGAAGACUUAAACCAGGUUUCCUAUAUCAUGCAAACCUUAGAUUAUUUUAAACAUGCAGGAAACCCUGAAUAUUUAAUGAAAUGGUGGGAAACCAAAUCAUGAAAUUGAAAGCUGCAGCUCGGCAGAGAAGAAGCUUUAAAGUCAUUGGAAAAGCUUUUCCCUAUGUUUCGAGAGCUUGUCAAACAAAGUGUUGUCGCGCUAAAAGAAAAGCUGAAAGUUACAAAAAAUUCUAUGGCUGAGUUCGCUGCCCUUUAUGACAUAAACCAAGGCGACGUGCUGCAUACCCUUUUAUCAGAAAAAUUUUGUUGAAUUUUUUCCUUACAGACAUUUACUCGAAAAAAGUUAAAAUUCAAAUUUCUCAUAAUAGGAAUGUUCAGAUUAAAUGGCAAGUAGCCAGCGACGUGUAUGCUGCAAUGGCUAAAGAAAUCAUACUAGAAAUUGACGAAUUCUCAAAUGAAAGUGAGCUAAUAAACAAACGAGAAGAAGUUUUAGGCUUUGCCAAGUCAGAUUUUUCUGAAAUCCAAAGGAUGAAGGACGAGUUUAACAAGUACUACCAGCUUUGGAGCUAUGUAAGGCUCUGAAACGAAAGGUGCAACUCAUGGAUGUACCAUCCUUUUAAGUUCAUUAAAGCUGGACAAGUAGAGGAAACCCUUCGAGACGGAAUUUCUCUGCUAAAUAAGCUAGAAACUGAGUUUACAGGGAACCAAAUUUUAUUAGGUGUUGUAAUAGAAGUCCAGACCAAGCUGAGUGCUUUUGAAAAAUACUUGCCAUUUGUCCUAUGUUUAAGUGACAAAAGCAUGCUCAUGAGGCAUUGAAAACAGAUUUGGGACCUUUUAGGACCUCUAGACGUAGAUAUGCUUGACUCAGCAAGGCUGGAAUCACAAACUCUGCAGCAGCUUUUGGAGAAAAAAAUCACAUCAUAUUUAGAUAAAGUUACAGAAAUUUCAAUGAUCGCUAGACAUGAGCACGAAAUAGAGCAGGUGCUGUAUACAAUUGAUAAGGAUAUUAGUGCCAGGUUGAAUAUUGAGCCUGUUGAAGACUACCCUGAUAUAUUAAUUGCCACAAAAGUGGUCGAAAAUCUUUGUAUCAUUAAAGAGCAUCAUUUAACGCUGACUUUUCUAUUGAAAUCGUCUAGAUAUGUGGAUUAUUUUAAGUCACAGAUUGUGGAGAAUCAGCAUAUAUCCUAUUCUAUCUAAAUAAAUUUUUCAUAUAUAUACAUUGUAUUUCUUUUAUAAACAUUCAAGGGAUCAUAUAUACUUUCCAAGCUAAAAUAUUUCCUUGAAGACCUUAACAAUUUCCAAAACAAAUGACUCGACCUAUACCCACUAUUUUCACUCCCAGAAAUAUCUGAAGCAAUGAGACAGGAAACCAGUGAAAUCAAAGAAAUCAAUACAAUGUACCAAAAACGCUUGGAGUUUUUGCAAAGCAAUUCUAUUGGUUCUACAGCCUCUGAAGGGCAGUUUAAAAGUAUCAUUGAAGUUAAUGAAAGACUUGACGCAAUCAGAGAAAAGCUAAAAAGAGAGCUUAAGAGGAAGCAGGAAACCUGUGCAAGAUUCAGCUUUAUCGUCUUUGAAAACCUGCUUGCUAUGCUAAAACAGAUUAUUCUUGAAAAGCCAGUAGACCUAAGCUUGCUUUUUUCUGGCCUGAUUGCCGCACCUACGAAUUCCCAUUCUUUGUCAAUAAUUUCAAGGAAAAAUUGCAAUGUGGAGCUGAUAGACUCAGUAACUAUUUCUAUAGCUAGCAGAAAAGUCCCUAUAGAAAAAUGGGUCAGUGACUUAGAAAGGAGCUUGGUCAAGACUUUUCAAGCGGAAUUUAACAAAAAUAUAGCGGAAGCUUUUAAUAAUGAAAAUUGGUGGAUGAGUGUAAAAGACCCACAAAUUCUGAAAACUGUGCAAAUAGCCAAGUUUUCUUAUGAAAUCAAUGAUAUUUUAUUUGUACAGAAACGCAGGCCACUGCUAAGCAAUCUGAGAGAAAAAUAUUUAGCACUGCAUAACAAAGUGGCUGAAUUUGUAUGUCCUCUGCAUAAAGAAAAUUGAAAGGUUAACAACACAACGCUAGAAGGGAUUUUUGCAAUAGAAGAAAAAGCAAAAAAAAGGAAACUUUUUAUACAGUUUUCGAUAGACCUGCUUUCUUAUAUAAACGUAAUUGAUAACUUGCUGGGAUCUUCUGACGAUUUUCACUGGAUUUCUUUUAUAAAAUACAGACUUUCCGGAGAUUUCUCAAAGUUCCCUACAAAUUUCCAAAUUUCAGUCGAAAUUCUUGAUUUCGUGCAAGAUUUUGGCUAUGAGUACCACGAUAUGGAAAGAUAUAUCCCUACGCCUCUAUCAGACAGGACCAUGCUAAACAUAAUCAACACAAUCCACAACGGCUACAGCUCAAUCCUUAUGGGUGACAGCAACGCUGGCAAAACCACUAUGCUUAGGCAGCUUGCCAUGAUCUGUGGUAAACCUCUCUGUAUUUUGCGCUGCACAGAGUCUUCUACUUAUAAAGUUAUCAUGAAUUUACUUAUAGGAUGUGCCCAAGGAGGAUAUUGGGGAGUUCUAGAAGAAGUAAAUUACCUUGAUAUUUCUUUAAUCAGUACUAUGCUUUUUCACUUACGAGACGUUCAUGAAAAACUCCAAGGAAAAUAUAAUAAAGUACUUAUAGGGGAACGGCUAAUAAAAAUCAACCCAGGGUUCAGCUUAUUCUGUACCACCUCUGCCAGGAACCCAAAAGCCCCAAAAUCAAUGUACAGCUCUUUUAGACCUCUAAAACUAAUUGAGCCAAAUUUUACGAUUGUAGCGGAAUACACCUUGGCGGCUUAUGGGAUUAAAAACGCAAAGGAAUAUGCCCAAAAAAUAACCACGACUAUGAAAAUCCUAGAAACCAAUUUUUAUUCAGUUACCCGGCCUAUUCUGUCUGACACCAUUUUUGCGUUUUCUACAGGAGUUUCUGGGCUGCAAAGGCUUAUGCAGAGGAUAAUGGAUUUAGCUGACAAAGACCCGAGAAAAGAUAUGAAUAUUAUUAUAGCGGAAUCUAUAUAUAAAAGAUACUCUAAAGAAAUGAGGGAUGGGCUGAUUGACGUUUUAGUUGAAGUUUUGGAGUCAGUUUUUAAGGUAGAUUUGGAGUAUCAUAAAGAAAAUAAUGGGCUGGAAAAGCAUAGAAAUUUAUUUAUUGAGGCUAUGCGAGACUUAAAUAUUGUGCCGUCAGAAAAUUUGCUGAUAAAGUGUCUAAUCUUAAAUCAUGCAUAAGAUAUUUUUGAACGAUUUUAAUUUUUUUAAGAAUGCUGCUACAAAUGAAUUGGGCUGGAUACUUUAUUUUUAGAAGCUAAAUACAAUGAAAUCUUAUUUAUGUAAUUAAAUCGACCGUAUCUAUCUGUCUUCUCACCCAAUUAGCCUUGUCCAUGAGUUGCGUCACGAGGUUGAGUGCACUUACUCCCCCAUUUUAAAUUGGAGCAAGAAUCCUGAUCCAAUUUAAAGGGGGUGAAGUUUUGAAAUUUUUUUUUUUAAUUUUUUUCAACCCAAAAAUGCAAAUUUUACCGAUAUCUUACUCCAAUUUAAAAGGGGGAGUUAGGCCUCCAUUUUCUAUAUAUGUUGAUAAAGUGUCAGACGUUGUGGAAUUUAGUUAUAAACGUAAAAAGAAGGAAAUGGGUUAUAGUGUCCGGGCCUCCUUGCACAGGAAAAACGUCAAUUUUGACUGUGAUUGCGUGGGCUUAUGCUUUGAAGAAAUCCAGAGGGUUUUGUAUUCAUAAGCUUAGUAGUGAUUUUACUGCCAAAAUGCUGGACCGACUUGUAGACUUUACUACAAAUCCAAGCAUAGCUCCGAAACAUUCAAUGUAUUGUACUUUUCAUAUUUCUAAGUAUCCAAUGAAAACUGGCUACACUUCUAAUGAUUGGAUUGCAAUUGAUUCCAAAGACAUAGACUUUGAAUUCGCUCUUUUAUACUCAUAUUGUAUAUAUCUCGUGCAUAUUAUUAAUAUAAAAACAUAAAAAAAUAUAAUCAGAGCUUAAUUUAUCACAGUAUAAAUUCUAUGACAAAGCCCAUUUAUUUUUCAUCAGAAGGGAAAAAAAUCCCGCUCAGCCUGGACUCAAAAUUGAUUAUAGAAGUAGAAAAACUUGACAAGCUAACGCCUCACGAUUUAUCAGACUUUUCUGUUUUCUGCACCUCAUCUAUCGAUUUAGACCCUAAAAUUCUAUACCACAAUAUAGCUUCAAAAAUAGAAAACUCUGAUAAAGAUUUUUUUGAAAUCCAAUACGAAAAAGUGUGGCUUCCUCUCUACAAUUUUGUGAAUUCCUGCGAAAAACUGAAUUUUAAGCUAGAAUACCGCAUCUGGAUUAUACAGUUUUUAAGGCUUUUCCAAGCAUUAAUGAAAGAUCUUUCGAGUGAUUUCGUCAAAAACCACUCAGGGACCUUUAAUAAUCCUAUUCAGAAAAAAUAUUCAAACCAAUUAUCCUUUAAGCCUAAUCCAAACCUGUCUUUUUCUAUGGACUCCUCAUUUGACAAAUCAAAAAAUGGCAAAAAUAUGAACUAUAACCCUGAAGAAGUCGACAAAACUGGAGAAAUGAUGUCUAACUUAUUGCAGUAUAUAGCUGGGCUGAAAAGUAACGAAAAUAACCCGGUAGCUCCUGCACUUUUGUGGGAAUCUUUAUAUAUAAACGCUAUAGUCUAUACACUUGGGUCUUGUUUAUGCGAAGACGAUAAAGAAAAAUUCAGCCAGGUCUUAUACGGAAUUUUGGAGAAUUUUAACGACGCCUAUGCAGGAGGGCUAAAAUCAAGAAUGCUAGAAGGUAAAGGACACUCUAUUUUUGACUAUUAUUUUUCUACGACGACUAAUCAAUGGAUGUCCUGAAGUGACGACACAUUUUCUAUCCAAUCAGAGCUUGUCCCUAAAUCUAAUUUUAACAACCCUUCUACCUCAACCCAAUACCAUAAGCAAAAAACAAUAAAAAACGAAGAAAUCAUCAGAGAAGCAAUAAAACCUAAAAAAGCCCAAGAAGCCUUAAGUCUGCUUAACAGCAACGAAAUAAUGAUGAUCUACACCAAAUAAUUAAAUAUGGCGUCUCAACUUGGGUCUGGCCUUUCGGCCAGACAGUUUCGAGCCCUAUUUAAUUAUAUCCGGCAAGGUUUUGCCUAGCUAGAGAUGGACAGCAAUAUCAGGUAAGCAAUUCUGGCAGUGUACAGAGCCUGAUCCCAGUCCGUUCUCGGGCUAGGAUUUUACCUCGAGGGAAGAGGAAGCUUGGAGUUGGAAAGGAGAAGCCCAGCAGAGCCUACAGGUAAUCCCUAGGCCAAUUGGGCAAGUCUCUAGCGAGAAACCGGGAGUUUCGCCCCGGGCUACAAGCUUUCCUCUUUUGCCGAAAGUCGGCCAGAAAUUCCAUUUUUUUGGAAUUUCCCAGCGGACAACCCUCGUUAUAGAGAAAGUAGCUCAUUCAUGAGCCUUCGAAGCCGGAACACUGCGCAGGAGGCGCGCGUUGGAGAUCACAGCUAGCUGUCCCAGCAACUAGUGGGCCCCGAGCGACGAGAGCGUGGUGGUAGUCCUGGAAGAGCAACCCGUAGGAGACGUUAAACGUCAUGGUUAAAUAAGUUAAGUUAAGAUGAUCUACACCAAAACUUCUCGAAAAACCUUAUAUUGGCUGAACUACUGUUUCCAGAGAAAAAUCCAUACUUUUUUAUAUGGUCACCAUCAGACAGGCAAGACAAGCAUAAUACAGCAUCUUUUGCAUCGACAAAUUGAGUCAGGGUAUUGCGGAGUUUUGUCAAUAGCCCUGACUGAAAAAACUAUUGUGGGCUCUGUUCAGCAUAUGAUAUCAAAUUCAAUGGACCAUAUAAGGGACAAUUUUUUAAGAGGCCCAGGAGGUGUAAAGCAGUUUAUCGUGAUUGACGAUUUAAAUUUGGACGUUGAAGGGAAUAUUUAUGAAAUGAUGAGGUUUUGGAAUGAGACUGGAGGGUGGUAUGAUGAGCAGUUUUUGACGGUCAAUGAUUUAGUGCUGCUGCCUGUCCAUGGGUUUGGGAAAAUCAAGCGACCAUUGUACCAGAGAGCUUUGAGGAAUUUUGUGAUUGUUUAUAAGGAGCCUUAUUCUGACGCAGAAAUUGGGUCGAUUUUUAGAGAAACAAUUUCUGUUGAAGCAGUAUCGUCAAGCGAAAAUAGCGAAGAAGGAGAAGAUAUGUACUCAGUCAUGGAUUUAACAGUAAAUUCUUAUAUAAAGCUGUAUGAGAAGCUAAAAGGGUAUUUUGAGGAACUUGAAAAGUCUUGGCUUAAUAUUAAUCUGCAGAAAUUCAUGGACUGCUUAAGAUGCAUAGGAAAAUUCAGGAUGGUCGAAAACCUUGAAUUGACUGAUUUUCUUAAAGUCUGGAGCUAUAUCAAUAAGCUUUAUUUUGUGGACCAAUUCUGGUAUAUACCUGAAAAUGAGGAAGAAGACAAAAAGGCUUUAUGCCUUUUACUAGAAUUCUCUUGUAGCCAUUUUCUCAGCACUAUUUGGUCGAAAAUUUUUCUAGCCUGACAUGUAUUUUAAAAAACCGGAAAAUCUGACUGGAAAAAGCUCGGCUAAUGAUGUAAGAAAAUAUUUUCCUAGAAAAACCCCGCUGCAUACAAAAAGCUGGAAUCAUCAGCGAAAUUUACGAUAUAAUCCAAGACCAUUAUUACGGUUUUCUCAACGAAUUUGAGCAGGACGAAGAUAAUAUUGAAGAAAUUGAAAAAUCCGCAAUUUUGAUUGACAAAUCUAUAAUCAGCAAUGGGCCUAGCGAGUAUGUCUCAAUAAACCAAGAAAUCGGUGCUUUAAUUUUAAACAAAUUUGACGAGGCAAUAGAGAAAUCCAAAACAACCCAUUCAGAAGAACUGAAACAUCUCUGUAAAUGCUAUUUCACCCCUGAAAAACUGCUUGGAAAAUACAUUAAUCUGUAUAUAAAUAUUUUGUUCGAUAUACAGCAGAGGAAUCCUUGUGAAAUUGUGACGACCGCUCAUGAAGCUUAUGUGGUCCGAGCUCUUGCGAUUGCUGCAGGGAAUACUCUGGGGAUUCCUGUGUUUAACAUGAAUAAAGGCCAGAACAGCCAGGAAUUAGUGACUAAUGAUUUUGAAAAUUUUGGGAUUGGAGCUCAUUUCCCGCUGCCAAUUGAAGCUCGUUAUAACUUUAAAAAGAUUAUUGAUAGAGCUUGCUUAAACAAGCAUUCUUUGAUCACAUUUACAAUUCUUGACAACAAUUUGAAUACGUCUUUUAUGCUUUUUUCAUUGAAUUUUCAUUAUAAUUCUACUAAAAAGAACAUUUUUCAAUAUAUUUUUGGAGGGUUAUUAAAGGGAUGCUGGAAAUUUUCAAUGAUAUUGCAAGUGCAAGCGCACUUAAAGCAGGACAGUGCUUAAAAUUCAUCCAAGAAGCGAUCCAAAAGAUGAAAAAAGACUUCCCAAACCUGAAAUUUUUGCUUGACGAGCAGCUUAUUCAGUGGGUUUUUGAACAAAUCAGGACUUACACCACAAUAAUUCUUAUUGUAGAGACUGAGCAGUAUUUGUUUACUAGAGCUCCUAAUGAACCUCAAGGCGUUCUAGAGAAACUUAAGUACUUUUACUUGCCUCUCUACAAAUCCUCAAGACUCGUGUGCUAUAAUACCUUGAAAGCUCCUUAUUCUAUAUUAGAAGCUCUUGUUAUUCAAGAAGACUUUUUAAACAAAUGGGCUUCAGAUCUAGAUAAUUCUAUAUUAUCAGGUUUUCUGGCUCGCUACCAAGCACUUACCAGUGAUAAAGAAGAAGCAGAGUAUACAGUUGAGCUAUUUACAUACUAUACCAAUAAAAUUCAUCAGAAAAAUUUAUAUUUUUCUAAAUUAAUUAAUUGGAAAUUAAAAUGUAUUUAAUAAAUAUUGUAAAUUUCUUAUUAUUUGCCAGAAUUAAUCCUAUAAAGACUAGAUACAAUCGAAAAGAAGCUGGAGUAUCUCCACAAAGCUAUCAAAAAAGCUGAGUUUUUAGACCAUGAAGUUGAGCACUCCCAUGAGAGAAUCACCAAAAUUGAAGAUGAGCUAUCCUUACAAAGCGCCAGGCUUCAAGAGCUGGAAAAAACAAAGCAUCAACUAAGCCUUGAUUUGCAGUUCGUCGAGAGCGUAGGGUUUUUGGCUGAUUUUUUUGUGGAGUAUGAAACAAAAAAAGAUGAGUUUUUGGAACAAUAUGAACAAGCUAAAGAAGACUUUGAAGGACUUGUAGAAAGUGUUGUCCCUGAAGAUUAUGAAGAACUGGAAACGCUUUCAGCGUUUCCUAUGCCGUUAAUGGUUUUGGGAAUGGGAUUAGCAAUGCUGACUUCUAGCAAAAUAAAUAGUUUUCUGCAUGAGAAGCUGGAAUCGGUAGCUAAGCCAAUAUUGAUAGGAUUUGGGAAAAAUUAUAGAGAAGCCCAAAAAAAGCUGAGGAGGAUAAAGCUAGAGACGAUUCCUGACUUGUCAGAAGUUUUAAACCACCCUGCAGUAAGAGAUUUUGGAGGAAAUAGGCUACAGAAAUCUUUUAAAGCCAUAUAUAGAAUUAUUGAUACAUGCCAAAGAUAUAAGACUCUAAGUGAGCAGUAUGAUAUUAAAGAAAAUGAAUGGGCCGAAGCUGAAAAAUUAUUGCCAAUAGAAAAAGAGAAUUUAAGAGCAAAAGAAAAAGCAAAAAUCAUUGAAAGCUUGAGCAAGCUAGAACCAGAAAGAGAAGCCUUGAAGAAUCAAAUUCAAAAGCUAACUUCCCUUGUGUAUCGAAAAGAAAUUGGAAAAAAUAAAUGAACCCAUAGAGCAGAUAAUUUUUUAUAUAAAAUAUUUUGAUAUAUAUAAUAAUUAUAUUAAUAUGCAAUUUUUGAAACAUGAUAUAAAGAUUUUAAACAAAAAUCCUCUGUUAAGAAAAAAAAUUAUUUAUCACUAACUAAGCAGCUAAGCAAACUGAUAGAAACAAUAAACAACCAAAAACCCAAAGCAGCCGUCCUCACCCGCGCUAUGAAGGCUCAUAGAAUGAAAUGGGUCCACGAAAUCAACGAGUGCCAAGGGCAAUCUGAGCAACUUUAUGGAAACUCCAUCAUUCUAGCAUUCAUGCUUCUUAAAGGCCUCCACUACCGCCACCCUCAGCGUGAUACUUUAAUCGACGAGCUUUGUCAAUUUUUAAUUUCAAAAGAAGUAAAAUUCCAUAAAUCUCAAAAAGCCUUGAUUCACCAGCUCACAUUUGACCCAUUUUUCUAUGAAAAAUGCAACCUUAUUUUGCCUGACUCUUUAUUUUUCAAACAAAGUGCAGCUGCAAUCAGUGCAGUUUUUGAGCUAGACCUUCCUUACCCCCUAAUUUAUGACACAAAUGGGGUUGCUGCUAGAUUUAUCCAGGAACGAGAAGCCAAAAACCUCGAAACCCUUAUGCUGGAAGCUGGUUUUGAGCAAAAACUCAGCAAAGCUAUGAUUGAAGGCAAAGCCAUUUUAGUUAUAAACCCUUCCCCUUCCAUUUACAAAGUUUUAACCCCAAUCAUCUCCUUACGAUCCCAAGUCUCCUUUGAAAACUUGCGUGGUAAUAAAUCCGAAACUGCCAAACAAAUAAAAAUUUCGACAAAAUUAUGCCCUUUUAACAUGGAUUUCCGACUAUAUAUUUGUACCAGAGAAGUGCCACAUACUUUUGUAAAAUCAAUGAUGACGUUUAUAUCAAUGGACUUAAUGGAGCCAAGCAGCUGGAAAUCUUAUGAAUACUCACGAAUUGUAGAGCUUGUCGACAAUAAAGACUACUUAGCGAAGCUAAAACAGUACGGAAAUGAAAUAAAUACAAAGGAAACUAGUAAAAAUGCUGAAGAAGAGCUAUUAAGAUAUAUCGCUGAUGAUAAUUUUACAGACAUUUUGGCUGAUGAGCAAUCUUUAGAAGCGAUAUAUAAAAAAUGGAAAAAGGCUUAUACGUUUGACACUGAAGGCUUUGAUAAGAAAAACAUGACAAAAAGUUUUGAUGUGAGGUCGCCCACAGCUAUAGAGGCUGCCUUUGAGUAGCGCUCUAAGCGCCCGAGACUUCCCGACGAAGUCUGGGCGGUGGUUUGACCAGCUGAUAUUGGUCGAACCAGCAUCCAAUUUGACAAACCUUCUGUAUAAGAAGAAUUUGUCAUUUUGGAUGUUGGUUUGACCAACAUCAGCUGGUCAAACCACCGCCCAGACUUCGUCGGGAAGUCUCGGGCGCUUAGAGCGCUACUCAAAGGCAGCCUCUAUAUAUAUGAUAAGAGGGUCAGAACUUUUGAACCGCCGAGUGAAAAUGAUGCACCGAUUAUACUGAUGGCAGAGCUGCAAGGGUUUUUAGACGAACUUUAUGGAAUUUUGAAGUCCAUUGAUAUACUAAAUGGAGAAUUUGGCUGUUAUUCUAUAUCUAGUCACAUUUUUUCUGUGUUAAUUGAUAUUAGUAUAGCGGAGUUUCAAAAAGAAGGAGAAUUGCCUGGGGUUGACCAGCUAGCUGCAAACUCUGGGUCUAUUGUGUAUAGAAUUGUAGUUAGGAUCUGCAAUAGUUUACCCACAAAUCUGAGGCAUAGGUUUUUGAUUUAUAUUAUGCUGAAUAAAUACUAUGAAACUCAUAAACCGGACUCAAAAGAAUUUCUGUCGAUUUUGCAAGAUAUUAAUAUAAAUAUUGUACAGGAGCCUAAAAGCCAUGAUAAUUAUCACAGGCUCUCAGAAAUGCUAGGAAAAUACCCCAAUUUAUUGCCUCCUGACCUUACAAUUGAUUCUUCACAGAUAAAGUUUUUCCUGUCAAAUCCUUUAUAUCGUGAUUCACGCCUUCCACAUACAGUUGUGAUGCCUCAUAAGCUGCUACUAUAUUCUGCAUUUCGGCCUGAAUUAAUUUCUCAGCUGAUCCCUGAGCUACUAUCAGAAACUUAUGGCUAUAGAUUCAUUUAUAUUCCUCCACCUGUUUUCAAGCUUGUUACAAGCACAGACGAGUCCACGCCAAAUGCUUACCCUAUAAUGAUUUCUUAUGAAGAAGAAAAUCCAAUUGAAAUGCUUAAAUAUGAAUGCGAAGAAAUGUCAAUUCCUUUUGAAGUCAUUGAGCCACUUAUGAUAGGCCAAAUAGGCAAAGACAAAAAAGACAUCGCUAUGAAAAGCAACGUCCGACCAAUUAUUCAAACCCUACACCAAAAUUCUGAAAUGAGGAAAUGGAUCAUAAUAGACAAUAUACAAAUUUUAAAUAAAAUCGAGGUAGAGCUGCUUUAUACAGUGAUAGACGAAGUCAUGAAAAACCCUGGAAUAUCUCCAAGCUUCAGGCUAUGGAUUCUUCAUGAGGGCUCUUUAGAGAACUCCCCACAUCUCUGGCUUCUGUUUAAAAACUCGUUAAAGCUUCAUUUCAGCGCUUUGAAAUCGAGCCAGGAAAAACUGAUCCAUUGGUAUAUGACAAGUGACCAAGAUUAUUAUAUACAUUUCCGUGAUAAGGUCAUUAAUAAGUACCAUUUCCAUAUUUCGUCAAACCCGACGGCGACACAAGCUUUAUUUAGCAGAGCUUCUAACUCUCUCAAUCCUAAAUUAAAUUGAUGCAUUGUCUAAAGUCUGCCGAGAAUUUAUAUAAUGUAUUGGUAAUAUUUUAUUUUGCUUAUUUAUGGUAAAUUGAUUUUAAAAUGUCAAAAAAAAUUUUGACAUGUCAUUACAUAUAAAACUGAGUCUAUGGUAUGUUAAAAUUUUUUUGACAUUUUAAAAUCAAUUUACCAUAAAUAAGCAAAAUGAAAUUUAUGCAAAGGAUUAUAUCGUUUAUUGCAAAUUUUUGAACACUGUCGUGGCUUGAUCAAAAGUGGGAACAUAGAUUGAAGGUGCCAAUUUGAAAAGAGACCUUUGUAAUUAAAAAUUAAAAUUAUCUAUCUUCUCACAGUUCCACUUCUUCUUAUUUUUGGGGGAGAUGAGCUGUUGCAGCUGUAGUCACAUGAGCAUUGAGCAUCCUUAUUUGUGCUAAUUGGGCUUGAGAUGAAUCUUUUUCAAUUCUGCUUUCAUUAUGAUCUCGCUGAAAUAAAGGGUUAUCAGGUUCAUAGUAGUACGUAAAUUGUCUUUAAAUACUCUUUUCCUAAGCACCUAAAGUAAUAGAUACUGAGUAAAUAAUAUUUUUGGAUUAUUCGCAAGUGCUAUUCUCACAAAUUGGUUCUUUUUGCCUUUGCAUCUUGCUGGAGGAAGCUGGACUUGGGAUCUUGUUGGUAGAGGUAUUGUGGACAUGUAUGCUUAUGCAAGAAAGCUAAUGGAUGUGAUUGAAUAAUCAGGCAAAUAAUACCUGAUAUGCUGUAAAAGCGCAUAUAGGUUUGCUUUAUCAUGAUUUCCGACAGCCUGAGGCAAAGGAAUCUAUAUGAUGUUUACUUCUUAGUAGUUCAUAUUUUAAUUAAUGGAAAAAUAUUUCAUGUGAUAAAAUUUUUGGUACGGCAAAAUGGCUGAAAUGUAAAUUCUGAUAAUUCUGAUGUAAUAACAAAAAUGGCAAAUGCAGAUUAUCCAAUAUACUAGGUAAUAAAAUAAACUUUGUUGUGAUAAAAGUUAGAUUUUGCGAUUUAAUUUAAUAUUUAAUAAAGAAGUUAAUAAUAAUAAAGUGACAUAGCAUAUACACAAUGCAUAUGCACUAUUAAAAUUUCAUUAGUUAAAAUCAAAAUUCAUUCCAUUUUUCUUUUAUUUCGCUUAUAUUUCGUUACAAAACUCCUCACCGGAACUCGCUCCAUGAGGGUUGACAUUUAUUUAAAACUCCAUUUUUUUAAUUUUAGAUAGUGAAGUUGAAAUUCAAAGUAGCAUAGCAUCUGCACGACGCAGAUGCGCUAUUAAAAUUUCCAUUAGUUGAAUCAAAAUCCAUUAGAUUUGCUUUAAUUUCCCUAUAUUUCAAAGUCAAACUCUUCACCGGAACUUGCUCCAUGAGGGGUGACAUUUUUAUAAUAAGCCAAUUUUUUUUAAUGCUUUUAUAAUGAAGUUAAGAAUAAAGUGAUAUAGCAUGUACACGAUCCAGAUGCACUAUUAAAAUUUCCAUUAGUUGAAUCAAAAUUCAUUAGAUUUACUUGAAUUUCCCCUAUAUUUUAAUGCAAAACUGCUCACUGGAACUCGCUCCAUGAGGGUAACAUUUUUAUAAUAAGCCAUUGUUUUUUAAUUUUUAAAUAAAUCAGCACUCACUAUUGGAGUCAUCAAUAUAAUCAUUUUAUUUUAUAUAUUUAUAAAAAUAUUAAUUAGAUUUUCUAGCGCAUCUGAUUUCUAGUUAAUAUUUAUAUAUUUACAUAUUUAAAAAAAUGGCUUAUUACAAAAAUGUCACCCCUCAUGGAGCGAGUUCCGGUGAGGAGUUUUGCAUUGAAAUAUAGUGCAAAUUAAAGCAAAUCGAAUGAAUUUUGAUUUAACUAAUGGAAUUUUUUAUAGUGCAUCUGCUUCGUGUACAUACUUUGUCAAUUUUGGUUUUUAACUUCUUUAUUUUUAAAAUUAAAAAAAAAUGGCUUGUUAAAAAAUGUUACCACUCAUGAAGCGAGUUCCGGUGAGGAGUUUUGCAGUGAGAUAUAGGGAAAUUUAAAGCAAAUUGAAUGAAUUUUUGAUUCAACUAAUGGAAAAUUUUAAUAGCGUAUUUGCAUCGUGUAUAUGCUAUGUCACUUUAUUAUUAACUUCUUUAUUUAAAAAUUAAAAAAAAUGGCGUAUUAGAAAAAUGUUACCCCUCAUGGAGCGAGCUCCGGUGAGGAGUUUUGCAAUGAAAUAUAGGGCAAAUUAAAGGACAUUGAAUGAAAUUUUCAUUCAACUAAUGGAAAUUUUAAUAGUACAUCUGCAUCACGUACCUGCUCAGGCACUUUAUUGUUAACAUCUUUAUUUAAAAAUUAAAAAAAAAUGGCUGAUUAGAAAAAUGUCACCCCUCAUGGAGCGAGUUCCGGUUAGGAGUUUUGUAUUGAAAUAUAGGACAAAACAAAGCAAAUUGAAUGAAUUUUGAUUCAACUAAUGGAAAUUUUUAUAUAGUGCAUCUGCAUCAUAUACAUGCUCAGGCACUUUAUUCUUAACAUCUUUAUUUAAAAAUUUUUAAAAAUGGCGUAUUAGAAAUGUCACCCCUCAUGGAGCGAGUUCCGGUGAGGAGUUUUGUAAUCAAAUAUAGGGCAAAUUAAAGGAAAUUGAAUGAAUUUUCAUUCAACUAAUGGAAAUUUUUAUAGUGCAUCUGCAUCUUGUGCUUGCUAUUGUACUUUAUUCUUAAUUUAAAAAUUUUUAAAAAAAUGGCGUAUUACAAAAAUGUUACCCCUCAUGGAGCGAGUUCCGGUGAGGAGUUUUGCAAUGAAAUAUAUAGCAAAUUAAAGUAAAUUGAAUGAAUUUUCAUUCAGCUAAUGGAAAUUUUUAUUGUGCAUCUGCACCAUGUGCAUGCUAUGUCACUUUGAGUUCAUUUUAUUAUAAAAACAGUAAAAAAAAAUGGCUGAUUAGAAAAAUGUUACCCCCUCAUGGAGCGAGCUCCGGUUAGGAGUUUUGCAUUGAAAUAUAGUGGAAUUUGAAGCAAAUCAAAUGCAUUUUUAUUUAACUAAUGGAAUUUUUUAAUAGCGUAUCUGCAUCGUGUAGAUGCUAUGCCACUUUAAGUUAUAAGUUCGUUAUUAAAAUUUAAAAUAAAUCUCAAUAUUUAACUUCUACCACAAUAAAGUUAAUUUUAUUUACUAGUGUCAGAAUUGCCAAUUUGAGUGUUACGUAUUAAGAUUUCUCCUACCUGCAGUGGUAAAAUUAAGUUUGUUUGGUUAGAGUAUAUUGGAUGAUCUGCAUUUGCCAUUUUUGUUAUUACAUCAGAAUUUACAUUUCAGCCAUUUUGCCGUACCAAAAAUUUUAUCAUAUGAAAUAUUUUUCCAUUAAUUAAAAUAUGAAUUAUCUAUUACUUUAGGUGCUUAGGAAAAGAUUAUUUAAAGACAAUUGCGUACUACUAUGAACCUGAUAACCCUUUAUUUCAGCGAGAUCAUAAUGAAAGCAGAAUUGAAAAAUUCAUCAAAACUGCUGCAGGAGCUCAAUGGCAUUAUGUCCACAUUGCAGAUCCGAACGAUUUGCACUUCACAGCGAACCAUCUGAACCAGCAAGAGCAUUUAAUCGCUAAUAGCUUAGAUAAUUUUAAUUUUUAAUUACAAAGGUCUCUUUUCAUAUUGGUACCUUCAAUCUAUGUACCCACUUUUGAUCAAACCACGACAGUGUUCAAAAAUUUGCAAUAAACGAUACUAUACUAUUGGGACUAGUACAUAAGGAAAAUUUUAGUAUAAAAAUUCUCAAGCUAUCCAAUUUUAUUCCAUAAACCUUCCAAUAAAAGAUUAAAUCAAAGAUAGGGGUAAGUAUAAAAAGUCAUCAACCAAAAUGCUGCCUUCGUCACUAUUAUUCUCUAAGCAAAUAAAAAAUGCACUAGCUAUAAUUUAUCCAGAAAUCCAGCAGGAGGGGUCUAAAGAAGCCAAAAAUGAGCAAGAAAUUCAAUCCCCAGAGCUGGUUCAUGAAAAAUUCAAAGAAGCCUUAACCUUCAACUUUGGCGUAGUUUAUUCCGCUUUGUCCCUUAGAGCUAAAUUUAUUAAUAAAUCCGAAAUUUUGCCAUCAAGAGACAUGCAUAUAAUAGUAGAAAAAGCCAUUAGCAUAAGCAUCAAGCAUAUGCAGACCACAGAUUUUAAAGACUUUGUCAGCUUUGUAAGCCUGAAUUUCGGGACUUUUUGGAAUUUAGAUGACAAUCCCUAUAAGGUUUACGCUUUAUUGAAUUUUUUAAAGCACACAAUUUCUACUGACUCCCCCCCCCCCCUCCGUGAGCGAACAAAACCAUUAGAAAAAUCGCCAUUUUUUGACCAAAAACCCACCCUCCGUGAGUGAACAAAAAUUUUUUUUAAUAGAAAAAAUUUUAAUGGAAAAAAAUUUUGAUAUAUAAGUGAUAAUUAGUAUAAUGAAAUCUAGAGCUAAUUCUGUUUAAUUUUAAACAAAUUGCGUUUUAAAAACAUAAAUUUUUGCAAAUUAAAUUAAUAUUUGCUUCCCAAUUUUUGCAAAUUAGGAUUUUUUUAAAUUUCGAAAAAAAUAUUUUUUAUAUAAAAUUUAUAUAUAAAUUGUUUUUAAAAAAAAAAAUUAACCCCCCUCCGUGAGCGAACAAAAUUUUUUUGUUCGCUCACGGAGGGGGGGGGGGAGUGAGAAGAAAAAUUUGGUGUUUUGACUGCCUAAUAAAAGCUCGCUGAGUUAUCCUCUUUACCAUAUGGAAAAAAUAGGACAUGAAGGGGCUAUUGAUGCACUCAUUGAUAGUACGCCUAGCCAGGAUCAUUUAAUGUUUGCAGGGCUGCCACAUGUGUGGUAUACAGACCAAGAAGCAAAUAAUGCAAAAAUGGUGCUACAGAUUAUAAAGCCAUUUUUACAUACCAUCACAGCACCUGUUUUUGGGCUUGAUGCAGCUGCAGUUCAGACUCAAAAAGCUGCAGAGGCUUAUAAAGAAGCUAUUAGGACGAUAGAAGAGCUGAUGGCUAUGAUUCCUGAAAUUCCUGAAAUCCCUCUGGAUAAUUCUGGGGAUUUUAUAUCUAUAAUUGAGGUCUAUGAGAAAAAAGAUUUCAAUCAUAUAUCCCAAAAUAUCUAAAAAAUACAAUAAUAUCUAUUUUUUUUAUAAAAAAUUUAUUAUUUUUGUUUAUUUAGGCUGAUUUUAUUGGUAUAAAUCAGUAUAACUACGAUCAUAAAAGAUAAUUUAGAAAAAAUUUAUUUUUACCUUAAUUACAAGACAGCUAAAAUUUCCAAGGCAAAUUGGCAGAUUCUGUCUGAUAUUAUAAAUCAAAAAAUCCCUGAAGAAUGGAGCAAAAAGGGACCUUAUUGUUCAAGAACCCAUGAGUCCUCAAAGGAUUUCUUAAGCCAUAUAUUUAACCGUGUAAAAGAACUGAAUUUUAAAGUCCCAAUUAUUGAUUUAAGAUCUUGCUAUAGUCCUUAUAGGCUUCUGUGGCUGUAUUUAAGGCAUGAAGCUAUGAAAAAUAAAUGGAAUCUGUAUGAAUGCUGCAUUUCUGCAUAUAUUUAUGAUGGAGCUCACGAUGGUCUAGUUGUUUCAGGAUUAUCAAUUCAUAAUGCGCUUCUGGAAGAUGGACUUAUAGUGAAUGCUGACAAUAAAGAGCUGAGAUUUACAUUGCCUCCUUUGCUGCUUAAGGUGAUGUGCUCUUAUGAGUCAAUGCCAAAAGGCCUUACUGUGUAUCUUGCUUCAAACAGCUCAAAUAUCCCUAAUACAACUGAAAUUUCUAGAGAAACAAGAAUUAAUUCCUUAGCUGAAGCACUCAGCAAGUCAAUUCCCUACUCCAAAACUAAAUCAAAGCCAACCCACCACCUCUGAAACCAGAUCUUCUGCCCCCUUUUCCACGAGAAACUUGACUGCUGAUUCAUGUUUGACUCAAUCCUUCCUCAAUCCCACUGGAGCAAGAGAGCGCUUUCGGUUGACAUAUAA